AUGGACCCUGCGGGUCGCCGCGAGCGUCGUCGCGUAGGACAUGGCAGCAUCUACCUGCAGUCUGAGGGCCUCAAUGCUAGCAUGCUGGGAAAGAAAGCCCGGACGAUCGUCAUGCGCGAGAUGGGAGGGAAGAUCAAGCCGGUCAAGGGGCUGCCGGUCGAAGAGCUUGCAGUUCCCAAGUUUGAUAUUCAAGAAUCCAUUGAGGCGGACGAGAAGGACUUCACGAUGGAGAUAGCUCUGGCCAACGUUGACGAUAUCCGUCCCACCGACCCCAUCGUCUUGCGGAGCGAGUUCGAUGGGCUGCUGGAGGUGCUUGUGAACGGGUUCACAGUUGCUCAGCUCAGGGCAUAUGUUGCGCGCGAGACCGCGAAGGCUCGGACAGCGGUUGCAGAGGAGAAGGCGCCGCAGUACGAUUGGGCCCGCGACGAGACCCCCUGGACCCCCUUCCAGAGGCCAGAAGUUGUUGGAUCUCCCAAGGAAAGGCUUGCCCUGACCAUCAUGAUCGAGGCUUGGCGCCUAAACAUCAGGGAGAUGCUUGACAGCAUGGGCUCCUUUAGCGCCAAGGUCGAGGACAAGUUCUUUGUACUCUUAGCGAGGGACCACGCGAGACUUGAUGCGAUCAGAGACGCCUACCUCGAUGAGGGAGAAAGUAUUGAGCUAGCCGACUCGCGAGUCACUAUCACGGCCACCAAAGCGAAGACAGAAACCAUCCUAAAGAAAAUGGACGAAGCUGCUCAAGCUGUAGUCACCAGCCACGUCGAAGCCGCUUGGCUUUCCAACUGCGACUCUCGCUCUGCCUUACUGCGUCGCUUAGGCCACCUCACCACCACCUUCAUCACGUAUAGUACCAAGACUCGCAUUCUUCAUAUUUCAUGGUUCAAAGACGGAACUGCGCGUGAAAACGACGCCGCCGAACAACUAGAACACGUCGUCACACGUCUCCUGUACACCGCGUUCCAUCCCAGAGAUGCCUCUGUCUCUCUCACGUACGACCCCAAGGACGACGCCGGCACACUUGUCCCUGAACUGCGCGGAGAGGAAAAGCUCCCAUGGAAGCACAGACUCACCCAGUGGUCUCGCUAUGUGACGCCCGCCGGUCGCGUUUCUCCGCCGGAAUCAACACCCCGUCUCAAAGCCAGGGAUGUUCUGCCCCAUUCUCUGCAACGACCCGUCCAAGAUCCCGACACUCCUUGGAGCAAGCAAUACACUUCGACUCUGGCCUCCUUCGGCCAGAUUCUUCAUGAGAACAAGAAUCGAUUCAGCCUGGCUGCGGCGGCUGAGGCCAAAAAUCACGUCUUCUCACCGACUUCUCCUCAUCCCACAGGUCUUGCCGCCUUGUCUAAGGCGCUUUCUACUACUCCGGUGCAACCUAUCCAGACGACCAUAGUCCUUGGCUUCCACCUACAUCCUUCUUUGCGUGAGAUGGAGGAUCUGCCUCGUCAUCUCGAACUCCGCCUCACCCUCCCUGAGGAACUUCCUGAAGGCCCGCUGGCAUGGGACGCCUGCAAAAAGGACCUCGUCGCGGUCCUCGGCCAGAGUUCGACCGACGUCGCCUACCCCUCCGAACCUGUUGACCUGCGGCUGUCCCAGUCGCUGCUCUCCGCAAUGUCGCCUGCUGCCCUUGAUACCUCUCCUUUCCGCGAGUAUACCGAGACUGCCAAGCUAGACCUUGUAGCCGGUCGUCUCCGCCCGCCGCCUGAGAUUGAACUCACCGACCUUCCCUCUAUAAGGGGCGGUGGCGUCGUCGGUGGCACGGCCAAGUAUGUCUUCUCUGGCCUCGAGAUGCGUCGGACUCUGAAUGUAGAUUACGAGGGCCAUAAGCUUCAUUACACGGGCGUCGAGGCGGGUCUGCACGGCGGUCGGCGUUCGGAGCUGGUUCUUGAGGCGCAGCUGAAUGACGAGAACACGGCAGACGGAUCAGAGGAGGCUUUCGCCGAGAGAUACUUAUCUGUGGCAGCCGAUCUGGUGAAGGGGAGAGCCUUUAAGUGGUUUGGGGAGAGGGACGUUGCGCGGGAAUUUGAUGCUGUUGUCGCUGAAGACGUAGAGGCGCAGCAUGUCCCGACAACGAGUGAGCCUCAAGUUGCCGAAGAGCAGUCGAGCGCCGCAGUGGAGACGGCAGUCAAUCCCACCGCUGCUGGGGAGCAAGAAAAAGACACUAUUUCCUGGGAGGGAAGGUGA
Colletotrichum higginsianum IMI 349063 is the source of this 2178-nucleotide messenger RNA. RefSeq lists its product as uncharacterized. Lineage: Eukaryota; Fungi; Ascomycota; Sordariomycetes; Glomerellales; Glomerellaceae. The transcript is spliced from 3 exons. Gene Ontology annotation, cellular component: mitochondrial inner membrane. The record is from RefSeq and is a predicted model, not a curated record. Bases 1 to 2178 code for a protein of 725 amino acids.